UUCUCGGGCAAGCCGCUCCAGGACGGCCGCAAGCUGUCGGACUACGACGUCCAGGAGGCGUCGACGCUGUACAGCAUGCUCUCCCUGUGCGGUGGCUCAGAGGACAAGCUCGUCUCCGUCUUCUCCGUCGACGUCAGGACCCUCACGGGCAAGUUGAUCACGCUCGAGGUCGAGCCCUGGGACACGAUCGCGAGCGUGAAGCGGAAGAUCCAGGACAAGACGGGCACCCCGCCGGACCAGCAGCGCCUUAGCUUCUCGGGCAAGUGGCUCCAGGACGGCCGCAAGCUGUCGGACUACAACGUCCAGAAUGGGUCGAUGCUCCACAUGGGCCUCCCUCUCCGCGGUGGCAUGCAG
Aureococcus anophagefferens is the source of this 354-nucleotide messenger RNA. RefSeq lists its product as hypothetical. Gene Ontology annotation, cellular component: nucleus; cytoplasm. Gene Ontology annotation, molecular function: ubiquitin protein ligase binding; protein tag activity. The transcript has 2 exons. NCBI's taxonomy places the organism in Eukaryota, Pelagophyceae, Pelagomonadales, Pelagomonadaceae. The annotation marks the transcript as partial. The record is from RefSeq and is a predicted model, not a curated record. Gene Ontology annotation, biological process: modification-dependent protein catabolic process; protein ubiquitination.